CUCUUCUGGAAGCGAGACAAGGACAGUUGCUGCAGGAGACGGUGAAGCGGAAGCUGGACAGUGCGCGGUCGCCGCUGAACGGCGAGCAGAACGGCGUGUGCGAUGGGAACUUCUCGCCCCACCCGAAACGGCUCCGCAAGGAGGGUCCCGCGGGGGGCCUGGACCCGCUGGCCGGCCUGCCCAACAGCGCUCCCCCCUCCGCCUCACCCCUCCACCAAAUGGACAUCAAGCCUCCGCUGGGCAUGCCCAACAACGCCGGCGGCGUCGGCGGCAACAACCACGUCCCCGGCCGGCCGGACGACCUGGGCAAGAACGGCGGCCUGCCGGACAUGAAGCUGAACGGCUCGCUGGACCUGGACGACGGCUUCGGCCUGCUCAAGGACCUGAAGCAGGAGCCGCUGGACGACGGGGCGGGCAUGGAGUCCUCCGACACCUCGCUGUCCAAUCAGAACAAGCUGUUCUCCGACAUCAACCUGAACGACCAGGAGUGGCAGGAGCUGAUCGACGAGCUGGCCAACACCGUCCCGGAGGACGACAUGCACGACCUGUUCAACGAGGACUUCGAGGAGAAGAAGGAGGCGGAGUUCCCGCGCCAGGCGGCGCAGACGCCCCUCCCCCAGGAGCCGGCGUCGGCCCCGCCCCCGCAGAGCGCCCCGCUGCCCAUGGGCUCUCCGCAGGUCCGGCCCUCGUCCUCGGGGCCGCCCUUCAUCGCCGCCGCCGCCGCCAGCGGGACGCCGCCCCAGCAGCCGCUGCAGCAGUCCCCCGCCGUCGCCAUGGCCACGGGCUCGCCCGCCAACUGCGUGGCGCGGUCGCCGCAGACGCCCACCCAGGCCCCGGCGCAGGCGUCUCGCCCGGGGAACGGCUUCCUGAUGAACCCGGGCGGCGGCGUGGGGCCCGUGCCCGCCCCGGGGGCCGCUGGCGGUCCGGGCCAGGGGGGCGGCGGCGGGCCGGGGCAGGGGCAGGUCCCGCCCUCCGCGUCGGAGCUGUCCCCCGCGGAGCAGCUGAAGCAGCUGGCCUCCCAGCAGCAGCAGCGGGCCAAGCUGAUCCAGAAGCACCAGCAGCAGCAGCAGCAGCAGCAGACGCAGGCCGCCAACUGGUCCCCCGCGGGGGCGCCUUCCAGCCCCUACGGGGGGGGCCCCUUCAACCCCGACAAACCAAAUAGCCCCAUGAUGUACCCGCAAGCCUUUAACAGCCAGAACCCCAUGGUGGCGGCCAUGGCGGGGAACCCUCAGAAGGCCGCCAUGAACAACUACCUCCCCCCGAAUCACAUGACCAUGAUCUCCCAGCAGCCCGGUGGCAUGGGGCAGGCGGCCAUGAGCAAGCAGCAGGCGGCCAUGCUGUCCUACAGCAACACCAAGCCGCUCAGCCACUUCAGCGCGGUGGAGCACGGGGGCCAGCGGAUGACCCCGCCCAUGGCCAGCGCGGGGAAGAGCCCCAUGAUGCCCUACAUGCAGGCGCCGGCGGGGCAGGGGGCGGGGCAGGUGCCCGUCCCGCCCCAGGCGCAGGGGCAGAUGGGGGGGGGUCAGGGCUCCCACCUGACGGAGGAGCAGAAGCGCAUGCUGCUGAUGAAGCAGAAGCUGAGCCAGAGCAUGUCGUACGGCGCCAUGCAGCCCCACGGCCAGGUCAUCAUCAUCAUCGUUCCCUCCACCUCUGGAAAGGAGUCGAGGGAGGCGGAGAUCAUUCCCCCUCUUCCCAAACUUUCACUCUAG
Molecule: messenger RNA, 1709 nt
Organism: Anguilla anguilla (European eel)
Lineage: Eukaryota; Metazoa; Chordata; Actinopteri; Anguilliformes; Anguillidae
Gene: maml3
Product: mastermind-like transcriptional coactivator 3
Exons: 3
Coding region: 219-1709 (496 amino acids)
Biological process (GO): positive regulation of transcription of Notch receptor target
Cellular component (GO): nucleoplasm
Molecular function (GO): transcription coactivator activity
Source: RefSeq, a predicted model, not a curated record